AUGGCCGACCUGACUCCCACCGAAACCGCCGCCCCUGGCGCUGCUCCUCAAACUCUUCCCGACCGCACUGCAAACCCCGCUGAUAACCAAGCGGGCGAGGCUGGUGAGUCCAAGAACGCCGCUAAGAAAGCUGCGAAGGCCGCCAAGCUGGCUGCCGACAAGGCUGCUAAGGCCGCUGGUAAGGGCAAGCAAGAGCCCAAGGCUCCUAAGGAUCCCAAGGAGCCCAAGAAGAAGGCUGCUCCUAAGAAGAAGGUCGAGGGUGCCGCUUUGAUUGGUAUUGAUGUUGCAAAGGAGGAGGAUUUCCCUGAGUGGUACUCCCAGGUCCUUCUUAAGAGUGAGAUGCUGGAUUACUAUGAUGUGUCUGGCUGUUUCAUUCUCCGACCCGCUUCUUACUUCAUCUGGGAGGAAAUCCAGAACUUCUUCAACACACGCAUUAAGAGCCUCGGUGUCAAGAACUGCUCUUUCCCAUUGUUCGUUUCUGAGGAUGUGUUGGAGCGUGAGAAGGACCAUCUCGAGGGAUUCAGUCCUGAGGUCGCCUGGGUUACACACGCUGGAUCGACCCCUCUCGAGAAGAAGAUCGCUAUCCGUCCUACCUCCGAAACUGUUAUGUACCCAUACUACUCCCGCUGGAUUCGAAGCCACCGUGAUCUGCCCCUGCGUCUGAACCAGUGGAACUCCGUUGUACGAUGGGAGUUCAAGAACCCCCAGCCCUUCCUGCGAACUCGUGAGUUCUUGUGGCAGGAGGGUCACACUGCCCACUUGAACGAGGCCAGUGCCCAGGAGGAGGUCUUCCAGAUUCUUGACUGGUACUCCGAUGUCUACAAGGAGCUCCUUGCCAUCCCCGUUAUCAAGGGUCGCAAGAGUGAGAAGGAGCGAUUCGCUGGAUCUUACUACUCCCUCUCCAUUGAGGGUUACAUUCCCGCCACUGGUCGUGGUAUUCAAGCUGCUACAUCUCACUGUCUCGGAACCAACUUCGCGAAGAUGUUCAACAUCCAGGUUGAAGACCCCACAUCCAAGCCUGGUGAGCAGAAGCCUCCUCUCAAUGUCUGGCAGAACUCCUGGGGUCUGUCAACCCGUUCCAUCGGUGUCAUGGUCAUGACCCACAGUGACAACCGCGGUUUGGUCCUUCCCCCCCGAGUUGCCGAAACUCAAGUUAUCAUCGUCCCUGUCGGUGUCACCGCCAAGACCACCGACGAGGACCGCCAGAAGCUGUACGCCGAGAUCGACGGCCUCGUUACCGUCCUCUCCGCUGCCGGUAUCCGUGCCGCAAGCGACAUGCGCGAGGGCUACUCCCCCGGCUGGAAGUUCAACCAGUGGGAGCUCCGCGGUGUUCCUCUGCGUCUGGAGUUCGGUCCCGGCGAGUCUGCCGGUCACUUCGUCACCACCUCUCGUCGUGAUAUCCCCGGCAAGGACGGUAAGGGUACCAUUGCCAUCCCUGAGCUGGCAACUGCUGUUCCCGCUCUCCUGGACACCAUCCACGAGGAUCUGUACAAGCGUGCUGAUGCAGAGUUCUCCGCUCACCGCAAGGUCGUCACCAAGUGGGAUGAUUUCUGCCCUGCCCUUAACCAGAAGUGCGUCUUGGUUGUUCCCUUCUGUCUUGGUGAGACUUGUGAGGGAGAGAUCAAGGAUGCCUCUGCCCGUAAGGCCGUUGAGGAGACUGGUGAGGCUGAGGAUGCUAAGGCUCCUAGCAUGGGUGCUAAGAGUUUGUGUAUCCUUGCUGACCAGGGUGAGGGUAUCGCUCCUGGUACUCCCUGCAUUAACCCCAAGUGUACUAAGCCUGCUGAGAAGUGGACUAUGUUUGGUCGCUCUUACUAA
Messenger RNA from Penicillium malachiteum, 1815 nucleotides. RefSeq names its product proline--tRNA ligase. Gene Ontology annotation, molecular function: proline-tRNA ligase activity; ATP binding. The transcript has 7 exons. Lineage: Eukaryota; Fungi; Ascomycota; Eurotiomycetes; Eurotiales; Aspergillaceae. Gene Ontology annotation, biological process: prolyl-tRNA aminoacylation. Gene Ontology annotation, cellular component: cytoplasm; aminoacyl-tRNA synthetase multienzyme complex. Bases 1 to 1815 code for a protein of 604 amino acids. The record is from RefSeq and is a predicted model, not a curated record.